AUGGACGCGGUCGUGCUACCUCGGCAACUCGAAGAUCUGGACCUCUCGUUCAACAACCUCGUCAAUGUGAGUCAUAUCGUGUGGCCGCCACUGCUGCGACGCUUAUCGCUUGCUGGCAACCAGCUCCGCGACAUGGUCGCUGCCUUUCCGCCGUCCCUUACAGCGCUAUGCCUCGGUGGCAACCCGCUUGUGGUUUUGUACGCGAACGCGAGCCAGCUCCAGCCUCUCAUAUCUCUUCUGAACGUCAGCUGCGCGCCUCGCACUCGCAAUGACACACGGCUGCGCAACGUCACAUGCCGGGGCGGCGAGGCGCCAGCGCGCGUGCUACAUGGCGUCCCCAUCUGCCUCGUGGAGAGCGCUGCGUCCGACGUCAUCAUGGUGGCCGGCGCGCUGCAACCACCCACCGACGCUGAUGUGGGUAUAACGAGCAGCGCCAGCUUGCUGCCCGUGGCGUGGAUCGCGCUCGCGGUCGUGAGCGUUCUCUUGGCGCUCGCGCUCGCGGGCUGCUGCUGCUACCGGCGGCGGUAUCACCUGGCGAAGCGAAGCAAGCAAGUGUGGUUCUGCGAGGACCAGCCGUCGAGCGUGCUCAUGCUCGAGAGCCGGCCAACGGUCGGGUACGGCCUCGUCGCCAACGACAUUCGGUUCCAAGCACGGUUCCAGGCGUGCUUCGUGCCGCCCAACACGAUCGUGCGCGACCGCGUCAUUGCGCGCGGCGGCUUUGGCAUCGUGUACCUCGCGACCAUCUACCCGUCGACGCGCAUGCCGCCUUUGCGCGUGGCCAUGAAGCGCGUGCUGCCGCAGUUCGCCGACGACGUCGGGCGCAUCGAGGACUUUAUGGUCGAGAUCGACCUCGGCGCGCGCCUCUGCCACCCCAAGAUCGUGACCUUUGUCGGGAUCACGUGGACGACGCUGUACAACAUCUCGUCGCUCACCGAGUACAUGCCCAACGGCGACGUCUGGAGCCUCCUCGAGCGCAGCAAGCACGAGAUCGUGCUGCCAUGGAACGUCGCGAGUACCGCGGCCUUGCCAACGCCAAGCGACGAGAAGGCCCUCCCGCGCCUCACGGUGAGCGACGUGACCGAGCUCUCGACCUUUACCGAGUACGAUCCGUGCUGCCCUGUCUCCAAGGUGUCGAUCCUCGCCGAUAUGGCCGACGCGCUCGCCUACCUCCACUGCCUCCGCCCGACCAUCGUCCAUCGCGACGUCAAGACCAAGAACGUGCUCCUCGAUGCCAACUGGGUCGCCAAGGUCGCCGACUUUGGCGCGAGCCGGAGCUACGGCGACAGCGACCUCGUCAUGACGGCCGAGGUUGGCACGGUGCCCUGGAUCGCACCCGAGGUGCUCAAAGGCGUUCGGUACAGCGAAAAGGCCGACAUCUACUCGUUCGGCGUCGCCAUGUCCGAGGUCGACCUCUGCAUCGUGCCCUACUCGAACGUGCACAUGUGCUCGCCCGACUCGCAGGUCUCGCUGACGAUGGCCAAGUCCCGCGUCGCCGUGCUCGUCACGACAGGGCAGCUGCGCCCGUCCUUCUCGCACACGUGCCCGCCUGCCAUCUUGGACAUUGCUCGGCGCUGCUUGGCCUACUACCCCGAGGACCGGCCGAGCGCGGCUGAGCUCCGCGCGUGGUUCCAGCGCCUCCAGCCCUCGACGGCUGCAUGA
Molecule: messenger RNA, 1659 nt
Organism: Saprolegnia parasitica CBS 223.65
Lineage: Eukaryota; Oomycota; Saprolegniomycetes; Saprolegniales; Saprolegniaceae
Product: TKL protein kinase
Exons: 4
Coding region: 1-1659 (552 amino acids)
Biological process (GO): protein phosphorylation
Molecular function (GO): ATP binding; protein kinase activity
Source: RefSeq, a predicted model, not a curated record